This is a messenger RNA of Solanum pennellii, 820 nucleotides long. RefSeq lists its product as uncharacterized. Bases 91 to 612 code for a protein of 173 amino acids. The transcript has 3 exons. NCBI's taxonomy places the organism in Eukaryota, Viridiplantae, Streptophyta, Magnoliopsida, Solanales, Solanaceae. The record is from RefSeq and is a predicted model, not a curated record.
UACUCCCUUUGUCAUACCUUAUUAUUAAAUUAAGCUUUAGAUCUUUACUAGUUUCAUAAUUUCAACUGAAAAUUCAAUUUCAAGGUAGAUAUGGAGACCAUCGAUUUCAAGUCUUUUGUGAAAAAAAUGAAUUUCAUGGUAGCCAAUUCUCUUGCGACGGACGGCAUCUCUAUAUCAGAUUCAAACAUGGUGUCACGACUUUUGGCUAUUUGUGAAAAGAAUGGAUAUUCAUUCAUCAAGCAAACAAUAUCAUCAUUCAUCAAGCAAACAAUAUCAUCAAAACGUCGUCUCCCCACUUUUGAUGAGGUUUGCUGCAUAUUGUACAGGUACCUCAAGGAUCCUCGCGGUAUUGUUGAUGCAGACCCAUCGUCGGAGCAUCGUCUCCGUGGUGCGCUAGAAAAAAUUAAUAGGUUUGGUGAUGUGGUUGGUGUAACAUGUAAUGUGGGUGAUUUAAUAGAUAAAGCAGCUAAAUUCAAUGUUCCUAUUUCCACGGCAGUGGGCUCAGUGGCUUCUACGGCAGGUGCAUUUGGUCAUUUGGGCCUUGCAAUUAAGGCAAUGUGCCUUGUCACUCAUGGUGGAUUUAAACUUUGGAAGGGGCUCUCACGCAAGUAAUGUAAUAAUUACAUUACUCAAAAGCUUAAAUACAAGUGAACUAUAGUACUAGUAUAAGCUAGGGCACGAUACAAAUAUCUAUUGUAUUUUAUUAUAUUGUAUUGUAUAAUGUUGUGUUGUAUUGUAUUGUGUUGUGUUGUGUUGUGUUGUGUUGUGUUUUGUUUUGUUGUGUUGUAUUGUAUUGUAUUGUGUUGUGUUGUGUUGUGUU